AUGAGCGGCCACUUCGACGAGGACGGCCGCGAGCGGGCCGAGAGGAAGGGCAGCAAGUCCCCCACGCUGCUCUCGUCCUACUGCAUCGACAGCAUUCUGGGCCGCCGCAGCCCCUGCAGGCUGCGACUCAUCGGCGCCCUGCCCGGCCGAGGGGAGCUCGACAAGGCGCCGGAGGGGUCGACCAAAGAGGGUUCUCUGAGCGCGGACGUGCACCUGCCGCCGAAGCUGCGCCGCCUGUACGGCCCCGGAGGCAAAUACCUCCAGGAGCAGGCGGACAAGCUGCACGAGCGCGAGCGCGAGCGCGAGCGCGAGCGGCUCCUCCUGGAAGGGGCCGCCGAGAGCCUCAAGAUCAUCCAGGCGCCGCAGGUGAGCAUCAGCCGCAGCAAGUCGUACCGGGAGAACGCGGCCCUGAGUCGGCCCGAGGGCGACCGCAGCCCAGGCGAGGGCUCGGAGGACGCCGGCGGCGGCGGCGGCGGCGGCGGCGGCGCGACGGCCCCGGUGGAACUCGGCGCGUUGAAGUUCGACGAGGACGCGGUGAAGACGGAGGAGGGCGGCUGCGGGAACGCGGCUGCUCGUCUGUCUCCCAAAGACGAGGAGAGGGAGAGCUUGCACGCCGGGGAUGGGGACGUGAGGGACGGGGAGGACAGCGUGUGUCUGUCGGCGGGCAGUGACUCGGAGGAGGGCAUGAUGAAGCGCAAGCAGAGACGAUACAGGACUACCUUCACCAGCUACCAGCUGGAGGAGCUGGAGAGGGCUUUCCAAAAGACGCACUACCCCGACGUCUUCACCAGGGAAGAGCUCGCCAUGCGUUUGGAUCUGACCGAAGCCCGAGUGCAAGUGUGGUUUCAGAACCGCAGGGCCAAGUGGAGGAAGCGUGAAAAGGCGGGCGUGCAGGGCCACCCAGCAGGCCUGCCCUUCCCGGGCCCUCUGGCGGCGGGCCACCCUCUCAGCCACUACCUGGAGGGAGGACCCUUCCCGCCUCACCCGCACCCCGCCCUCGAGUCGGCAUGGACGGCCGCCGCCGCCGCCGCCUUCCCCGGCCUCGUCCCGCCGCACCACAACGGGUCCGCGCCGGCCCUCGCCACCCCGCUCGGCUUGGGCACUUUCCUGGGCACGGCCGCCAUGUUUCGCCACCCGGCUUUCAUCGGGCCCACUUUUGGCAGGCUCUUCUCCAGUAUGGGUCCCCUGACCAGUGCUUCCACCGCCGCGGCGCUCCUGCGGCAGCCGGCCCCCCCCGUCGACAGCUCCCACGCGGGCCCCGUCCUCCCGGACCCGACCCCUUCUUCCAGCCCCGCAUCCUCGGCUGCAGCGGACCGCCGGGCCUCGAGUAUCGCCGCCCUGCGCCUCAAGGCCAAGGAACACUCGGCCCAGCUCACCCAGAUCAACAUCCUGCCCCCCGGCACGGCCGGGAAGGAGGUGUGUUGA
Molecule: messenger RNA, 1425 nt
Organism: Phycodurus eques (leafy seadragon)
Lineage: Eukaryota; Metazoa; Chordata; Actinopteri; Syngnathiformes; Syngnathidae
Gene: arxa
Product: aristaless related homeobox a
Exons: 5
Coding region: 1-1425 (474 amino acids)
Biological process (GO): regulation of transcription by RNA polymerase II
Molecular function (GO): DNA-binding transcription factor activity, RNA polymerase II-specific; RNA polymerase II transcription regulatory region sequence-specific DNA binding
Source: RefSeq, a predicted model, not a curated record